UGUUAUGCCCCUGGGCUUUCAGCAGGGUGAACCCGUGCAUCAAUCAAUAGUCUCCUGUGCGUGGCGUGGUCAACCGUCGUUUAUUUCGCUGCUGGAAUCAGGAAUGGAUGCGGAGUUGGACUUUUACACGAGAAAAAUGUUGAUCCAGGUUCGGUAUUGCCAACAGCAGAAGUAUGUGAAGUUGGAUGAGGUUGAUGGAUGUUUUGAUUUUGUGCAGUUCCAUGACAAAGUCAUCGAGAGAUUUUGCCUGCCACCUGACGCAAAAUUAGUGUACAAAGAUGCAACAGGGACAGAAGUUGAUGAGGACAUUUUCAGUGACCUUGUCAGCCAAGGCAAUGUGACUCUAUCAGUUUUCUCAAAUGACGAAUUUUCCGAUUGCUCCUUGUCCUCUCCAUCCGAUUAUUCUGAUUCAAGCUUCAGUUCAUGUGCAAGUACAUCAACUAUACUCCUAGAUGAGGUUCCUAGGAAGAAACCAAGACUUGAGGGCCCACUUACUGCAGCAUCUGCUAGAAAGUUGAUUGAAGAUGUCCUUGGUACCAGCUCAGGUGGUGAAGAGGUCCUCCAAGAGUAUCACACAACAAAAACUCUAACAGAUGCUACCAGAAGAAAGUUGGUCAAUAUAAUAGUGGCACACAUGAUUGAUAAACACGGGCAACUCCCCAGCAAAGCUGUUCGAGAAGAGUACGCUCUUGGGAUAGUGACAGUGUUCCCGUCCCUCAAAGACCCAUACUCCAAGAAAGGCUAUGAACAUUUCUAUGAUGCUGCAAGCAGCACCGGAUACAUUUCUUGGCGUCUGAAAACGAUUCAGAGAAAGAUUCGAAGAGGACAUGCAUCUACAAGUAGCCCCACUGGCUUUUCCCCAGGAGGAGGAGGCCCAAAUGUGCGCAGGUCCAUUGUUGUUGACCAGCAGCUUGAUGGGGAUGCAUACCAGGAAGCCAUCUCCUUGCUCAACCAUACAACAGACAGUUCCGUAAUUUUUCUGAAGAUGAGAGAGACCUUUCAGAAUCGCCAAAAACUCAUCCACGACUCAGACAAAACAAGAUAUCUUCUCCAUCUUCCCAAGAUUCCUGGAUACAAAGGGAUUGAUGAAUCAAGACUUCACACUCCUGUUUGAAGAGGAGGUUUCCAACCUGCUGCUCCAGAAAUGGGAUCCGUUCUUCAGAGAUAACGUCAUCAAAGAGGCCAAGCGGCUCACCCCAACACCUGAGCUGCGCCGAAUGCUGCAGGCCGCAGAGUCUCCAGGAAGUGAACUUGAUGAGGCACCAAUUGGGUUAAAGUCGAUGGUGUUGAGUACAAAGGUGGACUUGUUGUUUGCAGUUCCAUGGAGGAAGACAUGCCAGUCUUUUGUCAAAUAGAUGAUGUACUUCUGGUUGAAGAUGACGUUUAUUUUUUGACAAAAAAGCUAUUUACAGAGAUGUUUGUUGAACACCACCAUGCCUUCAAAGUUUUACCCUCAUGUUUUAACUGACUGCAUUGGGGGAAAAGUUAAAAUAAAUUGUGUUUUUGAAAAUGCAUUUUUCUUGGAAUUGUCAUUUUAAUGGUUGUAUUGUACUGUUUUUUUUUUUUUAACUAUGUAGUGUCAAUUUAACCCAAUUUAGGAAGUUAAAAAGGAGCUUUGAUAUAAUGUAAAUCGAUAGUGUUAAUUUAACCCAGUUUAGAGAGUUAAAAAGGAACUCUGAUAUAGUGUUAAUGUAACUCGAUAUAGUGUUAAUUUAACACAGUUUAGGGAGUUAAAAAGGAACUCUGAUAUAGUGUUAAUGUAACUCGAUAUAGUGUUAAUUUAACACAGUUUAGGGAGUUAAAAAGGAACUCUGAUAUAGUGUUAAUGUAACUCGAUAUAGUGUUAAUUCAACCCAGUCUAGGGAGUUAAAAAGUAACUCUGAUAUAGUGUUAAUGUAACUCGAUAUAGUGUUAAUUCAACCCAGUCUAGGGAGUUAAAAAGUAACUCUAGGUACAGUGUUAAAUAAUUAACUAUUUUGAAAGUGUUAAUUUAACUCUGUAGAGUGUGGAGCUAUAUAAACCCGCAAAAAGUGUUAAAAUUGACUCUGUGGGAGUUGAUUCAACACUCCAGUUUUUGCUGUGUACGUUCACAGUUCUGUUGUGUUGCUUGUAAAUGGACUCCGGUUGUAGGUUGUAAGUGACGUGUGGAGAGAUGUUUUUGCACAUUAGCCGUCGUCUCUUCAGCGUUUUGCCUCUAAUAAUAAUAAUAACAUUGAUGAUGAUGAUGAUGCUUGUACAUAUGUGACAUUAUUUCAUGUUUUGUAUGACUGCUUUUUCAUGGUUGCAUUUGUCAGUCAAACAAUUGAAUGGAAAGUGCUUGUUUUGUUGACUCGGAAAAAAAAUGGCACAAUUGGA
Molecule: messenger RNA, 2355 nt
Organism: Syngnathus typhle (broad-nosed pipefish)
Lineage: Eukaryota; Metazoa; Chordata; Actinopteri; Syngnathiformes; Syngnathidae
Exons: 10
Coding region: 5-1114 (369 amino acids)
Source: RefSeq, a predicted model, not a curated record